Schistocerca gregaria is the source of this 4264-nucleotide messenger RNA. RefSeq lists its product as uncharacterized. The record is from RefSeq and is a predicted model, not a curated record. The coding region runs from base 103 to 3945 and encodes 1280 amino acids. Gene Ontology annotation, molecular function: oxidoreductase activity; 2 iron, 2 sulfur cluster binding; FAD binding. The transcript is spliced from 27 exons. Lineage: Eukaryota; Metazoa; Arthropoda; Insecta; Orthoptera; Acrididae.
CGAACAAAGGCUACGAGCUGCUGCAACAAAUAUGCGUCAUGUUUAGUCGUGCUGAGAGGACGACUAUUUGACUCCGGUCCCACCGCAAAACGUCCAGAAGCCAUGGGCAACGCGGAGAGCCGCCCACACCUGCAGCGGUUGGAAACAGAAGCUGUAUUUUACAUAAAUGGAGUGAGACAUUCCGUUGAUUCAAAGGUACCUGUUGACACAUCUCUUAAUACUUAUAUUCGAGAGCAUGCAAAUUUGAGAGGAACAAAAGUUAUGUGUCGUGAAGGAGGAUGUGGUGCAUGUGUAGUAAAUGCAGCAUAUGUUCACCCAUUCACAAAAAAGAAGACUUCUUUAGCUGUCAAUUCAUGUCUGGUACCAGUGUUUUCAUGCCAUGGCUGGGAAAUUACAACAAUAGAAGGAAUUGGAAAUCGAAAAACAGGCUAUCAUCCUGUACAACAGCGACUUGCAGCUUUUAAUGGGACACAGUGUGGUUACUGCUCCCCCGGUAUGGUCAUGAAUAUGUACAGUUUGUUACAGACUGGAAAAGAUAUGACAAUGAAAGAAAUUGAAAAUUCUUUUGGAGGAAACAUAUGUAGAUGCACUGGAUAUCGUCCAAUACUAGAUGCCUUCAAAUCAUUGUCCAUUGAUGCUACAGAUGAACUCAAAAAGAAGUGCCAAGACAUUGAGGAUUGGGAAAAGAAGCUCUGUGUAAGAAGUGGAGGUACAUGUACACAGAACUGUGGUCAGAAUGGAGAAUGUUCGAUAGAAACAUUAGCAAUAAUUUCACCAGUUCAUGUGAAAUUUGAAAAGACAGAUUGGUUUAAAGUGGAUACAAUUGCAGAUAUAUUAAAAAUUUUUGAAAAUUUGGGGGACAGGCCUUACAUGUUGGUUGCCGGUAACACAGCCCAUGGUGUGUAUCGCAGAAGAGAGGAUAUUGAAGUCUUUAUUGACAUUUCAAAUGUUGAAGAACUUAAGUCACAUUCAGUAACAACUAAUGUUACAGUUGGUGGUAAUGUGACUCUUAAUGAAGCUAUGGAUCUGUUUCAUGAUCUUGCAAACACUCAGAAAGGUUUUAAAUACCUGAAAAUGAUUGCUGAGCACAUAGACUUGGUAGCUAAUAUACCAGUAAGAAAUAUAGGGACCAUUGCUGGAAAUUUGUGUGUUAAACACCAGCACAAUGAAUUCCCAUCAGAUAUCUUUAUCAUUCUGGAGACUGUGGGUGCUAGUCUGUGUAUAAUUGAUAAAGCUGGUGUGGAGACUGUUUUGAACCCUCAUGAGUUUCUCAAGUUUGAUAUGACUCAUAAAAUAAUCAAAAGCAUUAGUUUGAUACCAUAUGAUGAUGACACGUAUAUUAGAACAUACAAGGUAAUGCCAAGAUCACAAAAUGCACAUGCUUAUGUAAAUGCUGGUUUUCAUAUGAAAGUAGAUCAGGCUACCGUUGGAAAACUGAAGGCUAAACCUGUAAUAAUAUUUGGAGGAAUUAGCCCCCAUUUUGUACAUGCUGAAAAUACAGAGGAAUAUCUGAAUGGUAAAAACUUAUAUGAUGCAUCAGUAUUACAAGAAGCACUACAGGUUCUUGACAGUGAGCUACAGCUUGAUCACAUUCUUCCAGACCCAUCACCUGAGUGUCGAAAACUUCUGGCACAAUCAUUAUUUUAUAAGUUUGUGUUGAGCAUAUCUCCUGAAAAUGUCCAGAGAACAAUGAGAAGUGGUGGUGAGAUGCUCAUGAGACCAGUUUCAGCUGGAAAGCAGGAUUUUGAUACAAAUAAAAUGAUCUGGCCUUUAAACGAGCCCAUUCCAAAGCUUGAAGGCCUCAUGCAAUGUUCUGGUGAAGCACGUUAUGUCAAUGACACAGCCAGUAUUCCAGGAGAACUGUUUGGUGCCUUUGUGGUUACAAGUGUUGGAAGUGGGUGGAUCAAAAGCACAGAUGCAUCUGCUGCAUUGGCACUUGAAGGAGUUGUAGCAUAUUAUGAUUCGAAGGACAUACCAGGGAAAAACUCAUUCUCCUUACCGUUAAGUGGCCUUGUUACAAUUGAUGAAGAGGUAUUCUGUUCAGGAGAAAUAAAGUUCAAUGGCCAACCAGUUGGUAUUAUUGUUGCUGAAUCACAUGAAUUGGCCAACAGAGCAGCCAAAAUUGUUGAAAUUUUGUAUGAAAGAGUAAAAAAACCUGUUGUAACACUUCGAGAUGCCCUUAAGUCAGGAGAUAAAAAGAGAGUUGGUGAGGUCGCUACUUGGCCUGCAACAGACACAGAAGCAAAGUCAAAAACAAAACAUGUUGUGAAAGGUCAGUUUGAUAUUGGAAGUCAGUAUCAUUUCACAAUGGAAACACAAAGCUGUGUCUGCAUUCCUAUAGAGGAUGGAAUGGAUAUCUAUCCUUCAACACAGUGGAUGGACUUGACUCAGAUAGCUGUUGCCAGAGUACUUGAUGUUCCAGAAAACUGGAUAAAUAUACAAGUUCGAAGAAUUGGAGGGGCUUAUGGAAGUAAAAUCUCACGCAGUGUACAAAUUUCUGCUGCAUGUGCUGUUGCGGCUUAUCAUCAGAACAGACCAGUAAGAUUAAUUCUGAAUAUAGAGACAUGCAUGGAGUCACUGGGAAAAAGAUUUGAUGUUGCUCUAGAUUAUGAGGCUGGUGUUGAUGACUCUGGGGUUAUAACAUACAUGGAUGCAAAAAUAUAUCACAACAAAGGAUAUUGUAGUAAUGAAAAUGUUGUUACAUGGGCCAUGGGUCAUCUUCAGAAUGCCUAUGAUAAAAGUAGAUGGACAAUAAGCGGUUAUUGUGUGAAAACUGAUCUUCCAGCCAAUACUUACUGCAGAGCACCAGGUUCCUUAGAAGGAAAUGCAAUGGUAGAAACUAUAAUGGAACAUAUAGCAAAUGAUCUUAAAAUGGAUCCAUUGGAAAUCAGACUUGCAAACUUAACAAAAGAUGAUGAUACACUGGUUGGUAUUAUCAAUGAUCUGAAGUCGUCUGCACAAUAUGAUGAAAGGAAAAAGGCAGUGGAAACCUUCAACAAGGAAAAUCGAUGGCGGAAAAGGGGAAUGGCAAUGGUAAUUAUGAGAUAUCCUUUUAUCUAUCUGGGUAAUUAUCAUUCAGUUGUAUCUAUUUAUGCUGAUGAUGGUACAGUUGCUGUGAUUCAUGGAGGAGUUGAAUGUGGGCAGGGAAUCAACACAAAGGUGGCACAGGUAUGUGCUCAUACAUUAGGUAUUCCUCUCGAUUUUGUGAGUGUAAAGCCCUCUAACAACUGGACAGCUCCAAAUGGAUUGGUUACUGGAGGGAGCUUAGCAAGUGAAUGCUGUUCUUAUGCAACAAUGAGAAGUUGCAAUGAACUUCUUAGUCGUCUGGCUCCAGUGCGAGACAAAAUGGGGAAGCCCUCUUGGAAGGAACUUAUUGCUCAAGCAUUUCUGGAAGGUGUUGACCUUUCUGCCAGUUACAUGUACACCCCUAAAGAUCUGAAACCUUAUUUCAUAUAUGGAGCAACAGCAGCUGAAGUUGAAGUUGAUGUACUAACAGGUCAGCAACAGAUACUUCGAGUUGAUUUGACAGAGGAUGCAGGUGAAAGUUUGAGUCCUGAGAUUGACAUUGGUCAAGUAGAGGGAGCUUUUGUUAUGGGACUUGGUUACUGGUUAACAGAGAAAAUGGUGUAUGAUCCUGAGACAGGAAAAGCAUUGACAAACAGAACAUGGAAUUAUAAGCCACCUGGAGCAAAGGAUAUUCCUGUUGACUUUCGCAUUAAGCUUAGAAAAAAUGCACCCAAUCCAGCAGGAGUUCUUCGUUCUAAAGCAACUGGUGAGCCACCAAUAUGUAUGAGCAUAGCACUGCCUAUUGCUAUAAGGCAUGCUUUGAAUUCAGCACGACAAGAUGCUGAAAACACCACUGAAUGGUUCCAAAUGGAUAUGCCUGCUACACCAGAUGUGAUACUUAAGCACAGUUUAACCAACUAUAAACAGUUCAAAGUGUAAUAUUUUUGAAUAGGACUACUGAGUGUCAUCUAUGAAAUGCACACAGUUAUCAAAGCUUUUAUAAUGAAGGUUAAAAUGUAAUCAUCCAUAGAACAUUUGUGGAAUAUGAAAAGAAUUUAAAGUAAUCUUGUAUGUUAUGUUGCUGGUAUAUUAUCUCUGAUCAGCUGUUAGUAAACUGUGGUAUAUACAUUCUUAGUUUAAGUUGCAAUAUGUUAUGUUGUUGGGUAUAUCAUUGAAGCACAGUUGUGGUUUUUCUGGUUAAAGCAUGUAAGGAUCCAUAUCCUAAUAAAUAAAUAAACCAGUUUGGCAUAUUUAAAUA